Molecule: messenger RNA, 3812 nt
Organism: Loxodonta africana (African savanna elephant)
Lineage: Eukaryota; Metazoa; Chordata; Mammalia; Proboscidea; Elephantidae
Gene: LST1
Product: leukocyte specific transcript 1
Exons: 4
Coding region: 2667-2990 (107 amino acids)
Biological process (GO): immune response; cell morphogenesis; dendrite development
Cellular component (GO): membrane
Source: RefSeq, a predicted model, not a curated record
AAGCACUCUGUUGCAUACAGCCCCAGGACACCAGGCAAGUCAUCCCAAAUCUGCCAGAGCUCCCAGCCUGAUGUGAGAUCAGGGAGGUGUGUGCCCACGCAUGUGCCAAGAUCAUAAACUCUUGGUAUACGCAUUGUAAGGGGUUGAGGAACAGAAUUUCAAAUGCUCAUGGAAUCCAGAGUUUCUGGAGCCAUUGAGGUUAAAAUGAUGCACACAAAACCAUUGCCCAGAGGUUAUCUUUAAACCUUAAACCAAAACUGCUGCCCGAAAGUCAUCUUUAAACCAAACAAUAAAAAGAAACCCACUGCCGUCAAGUCAAUUCCAACCCAUAGUGACCGUGUAGGACAGAGUAGAACUGCCCCACAGGGUUUCAAAGGCUGUAAAUCUUUAUAGAAGCAGACUGACCCAUCUUUCUCCCUCAGUGCAGCUGGUGGAUUCAAACCUUUUGGUUAACAGCUGAGUGCUUAACUGCUGUGCCACCAGGUCUCCUAGUAAACCAUAGUUCAGUUUAAUUUUUAAAGAAUGUUUGCCCUGAACAUUGUGCUCUUUUAAAGAACUAUCUAUGUGCAGUCAGUUUGACAACAGCAAUUUCAAAGAUCAGACUAGAAGCUAUGUUUCAAGGUCAAUCCUGCAUGUCCACAAGUUAUUUUGUAAACUUUGUUCUGGCCCUGUUUCCAUGGCAAUGAAUAAACACUAGCAAUAAGCUGAGGUAUAAAAAUAUCUAAAGGAUCUUUCUUCUCUGGGACAUUUUGACUCUCUAGUCAGAAAUGUUGCCCUAAUUUGCAAACUGUAUAUUAAAUAAACUUCAAUCAGUUCUAUUAUUGGCUUAACCUUGAUUUUAUUUUAACAGGGUAACUGGGAAAAGUUAAUCAGAGAUGGCUGCCUGGAGGUGUACAUUUACCAACUAGCAGGAACAACAGGAUGGUUGGAACUGAGGGGGAUUAUAGGCCUAGUUACAGUUCCAGAAGUCACAAUCCUAACCCUCAAAGCCUAAUUUCCUUUCUUAGAAAUGUUGGGGGAGAAGUUAAAGCCAGAGGAGGGGCAGGAAUGUCUGAGGUAGCAACACCUCUCUCCACCCGGGAAACUCAUGUCAGUCUGGAGUCUGUCCACCCUGCAGGCCACAGGAUCUGGGUAAGCUGGGAGUGCACAGGGACCCUGAUGGGGCGGGGGAGGGAGACUGUGAGAGGAAAGACCCUCAUGCCCAGAGUAAGGUGAGGCUAAGAUGGGGGAGGGAGAGAAUGGGUUUGAGGGUCCUGGGCCCAAAAGGAAGGAAUCUUCUCCAGCUUCUGGGUCUCUGCUCCCCAAAGAAAUUAAAAAUAGCCCAUCCCCAUUGCUCCCCUCAUGGCUGCCUCAGGCUCUUCCUGUCAGCUGUACUUCUGCUCCCCGCCCCCCACACACACCCAAGAAUUCCUCUUGAACCCUGGAGGGUCUCAGUUUCCAGACUCUGGUCAGUGCAUCUGGCUCUGGAGUGAAGUCAACAGCCCCCUCUUUGCUCUCAAACAGGAACCAGUGGUUGGAGGACAGGAAAUGCCUGAGGGGAAGUUAUGGGGCCCUAGACACUCUCUCAAGCCCCAUUUCAGCCCCAUUCCUAACUGCCUGUAAGGUACAGCUUUCCACACUUGCCAAGUAGGGCCCCCUGCGAGUUGCCCUGGGGCUAAGGCAGCAGCAUCAACUGCAGGGCACUGCCUUCCUUAUUUUUCUACCAGUUCCUACACCCACUCCAGACCCUGGCUGCUCCUCCUCUGUCAGUCCUCUCACCAGAGCCUAGAACUAUCCAACUGGAGAGACUCCUAUGAACCACCUGGUCAGCCUAGGACAGAGGGAAAAGAGUGGGCUCUAGAGCUAGACACAGCUGACCUUGGACCCCAGUUCUGCCACUUCUGGCCUAGGGGUCCUCAUAAAAGUCAGUGGCUUGACCCUCAGUGUCUUAGUUAUCUAGUGCUGAAAUACCACAAGUGGAUGGCUUUAACAAACAGAAAUUUAUUUUCUCAUGGUUUAAGAGGCUAGAAGUGCAAAUCCAGAACACUGGCUCUAUGCGGAAGGCUUUCUCUCUCUGUCGGCUCUGGAGGGAGGUCCUUGUCUCUUUAGCUUCUUCUUCCUGAUUCCUUGGAGAUUUCAACGUGUCUUGGCAUCAGUCUUACCCCAUCUCUCUCGCUACUUUCUUGUUUAAUCUCUUUUUAUAUUUCAAAAGAGAAUGACUCAAGAAACAUCCUAUACUAGCCGUGCUUCAUUCACAUAACAAAGACAACCCAUUCCCAAAUGGGAUUAUAACCACAGGCAUAAAAACCAAAAAACGAAACCUGUUGCCAUUGAGGCAAUUCUGACUCAUAGCGACCACAAGCAUAGAAGUUAGGAUUUAUAACUCAUAUUUUAGGGGGACAUAAUUCAAUCUAUGACAGUCAGGUUUCUUGCCUGGGAAGUGGGCACCAUAAUCCCCUACUGUGUUGUGGAGAUCAGUGGUGACAAAUGAAAAGUACCCAGUUCAGAGCUGUCACUAGGUGAGGCUCCUCAGCCUGGAAAACAGUUGCAACAGAGGGCCCUCGCCUUACAGAUGAGGAACUUGAGGCACGUGACUCACCUAAGAUCAGGGGCUACAUUUCCUGACCUUGAGGCCAGUCCUCAGUCCACGGCCAUGAGAAAGCCAACAACGUCAAGUGGCACGGACAAUGGAUUCCUUCCUUAUAAAAGUUUUUUUUUUAGUGUCUGCAGCGCUGGGAGGGUUCCUGCUCCUAGUCAUGGGCAUUCUGUCCACCUGUCUGUGUUGGCUCCACCGGAGAAUAAAGAGGGUGGAGAGGAGCUGGGCCCUGUCCUCAGAGCAGGAGCUCCACUAUGCAUCUCUGCAGAGGCUGCCAGCACCAGGUGGUGCUGAGGGGCCCAGCCUCAGCAAGGGAGACCAGCAGGAUGCCAAGGAAGACCCCAGUGCUGACUAUGCCUGCAUCGCCAAGAAAAAACCCACCCUAGCACCCCCAGGCGCCUCCCUCAAGGGGUAGGUAGGGUUGUUCUGUAGUUCACCCAGUAAAGACCGUGGUCUCCCCACCUUCUGCAUCUCAGGCUUCUCUGUACAUCUCAAGCCCCCAUUAGAAAUGACCACAGUCAAAACUUAAAUGGCUUUCCACCACCACACCCCCACUCACUCUGGAGUCAAGUGGUGAUUUAUUGGAUCAAGAAGGGCAUUAAAGAACCCAAGUUCCCCUAAAGGCCAAGAAAGAGUAUUUUUCUAUGGGCCUGGCCACAAUGAGGUUGUUGACAAGGAGGAAAAAUAGAUGCCAUAAUCCCCACACCUCAGGAGAAUCUGCCUCAGCCUGCUGGACCUGGGAGAGGUGGAUGUGUUGAGCCUCAGGCAGGUAGUGGGAGGGGGCUCUGGGCUCUAUUUAGGGAAGCAUCCUCCUUGGGCCUUUCUGGUCUGGACUUAGUGGAGGGGAUAGUUAAGAGCCUGGGGCCCCUGGAGAGGGGCAUAUUGGGGCUCCUGGAGAAUGGAGAGGAAAAUAUGUGAGACUGAUAAGGGGAAGUUAGUAGUGGGACAGAGAGGGAUUUAUUGGAGUCCCUUGAAGAGGGCUGGGAAUCACGGGGCUAGAAUCACUCCUCAGAGGCCAUCCAAGUGGUGGCAGGGUGUUCCCAAGUGACAGGGAUGGCAGGGUGUUCCCACACAACAGGUGCCUGGCAGGAGAGACCACAAGUGCGGCUCAGCACUACAGCAUCUUGUCUUCUUGGCCUCUGUCUCUCCCUCUCCCAGCCCUCUUACUGUCCCUCCCAUCUCCUCUGCCUUUGCCCCUGGUGCCAUUACUUACAUUUGCCCUGGUAAUAGAUGGUGC